AGAUCACUCUUCAUUUGAAAUUCCCUCUGAGACUCUCUCUUUCUUGCACUAGUUCAAGUGAACCUAUUAAUUUUAUAUAUUCGCUGCGUUUGGCACUUGGUCUGCGUGUCUAGAAGACAACAUCAUCCACAGCUGCGAGAAUGCUUUCUACGUCGAAGUUACCCUGGCGAUCAGUUUCCUUCUUUGGAUGCCGAAGUUUGUCAGCUAUCGCAGACGUCCAGGCAGAGAAAUUGCAGCGACACAUUGAGAGGAAGUCAACACCACCAACAGAAGCAGAACAGCCCAAUGUCCGAUUCGGUCACACCUUCAGCGAUCACAUGCUGCAAGUAGCAUGGAACAGCGCUGAUGGUUGGGGUUCUCCACAGAUCGUUCCCUAUGGCAACCUCUCUCUUUCCCCAGCAGCCCCUGCCUUGCAUUAUGCAGUUGAGUGUUUUGAAGGAAUGAAGGCGUAUAGAGGAGCAGAUGGAAAAAUUCGAAUGUUUAGGCCGCUCGAGAACAUGAAGCGGAUGAACAAUUCAUGCCGCGUAUCUCGCCUUCCAGAGUUCAAUGGCGAAGAGGUGGCCACCUGCAUCAAGGAGCUUUUGCGUGUUGAUCGUGACUGGAUUCCAUCAGCUCCAGAUUGCUCAUUGUACAUUCGUCCAUCAGUAAUUGGCACCGAGCCCCACUUGGGUGUGAAUGCAUCAGGAGAAGCUCUGUUGUACGUCAUCACAUGCCCUGUCGGCCCCUACUUCAAGGACGGUGGAUUUAAACCGGUUCGUCUUCUUGCUGAUCCCAAGUAUGUGAGAGCCUGGCCAGGUGGUCAUGGAGCAUCUAAACUGGGCAGUAACUAUGGGCCCACGAUUUCACCACAGAAGGAAGCUGAAGCUCGUGACUGUUCACAAGUACUGUGGCUCUUUGGCCCUGAGCAGAAUAUCACAGAAGUUGGAACGAUGAAUAUGUUCAUGUUCUGGGUGAACAAAGCUGGUGAAAAGGAACUGGUCACACCUCCGCUGAAUGGAUUAAUUCUGCCCGGUGUAACGCGUGCAUCUCUUUUGGCACUAGCGCAGUCAUGGGGUGAGUGCAAGGUCACUGAACGUGACUUCACAAUGAAGGACAUCGUGGAAGCCAAGGCUGAAAAUCGGUUGAUUGAGAUGUUUGGAGCAGGAACAGCAUGUGUUGUAUCACCUGUUGGAAGCAUUCUCUAUGAAGACAAGAUUAUCGAAAUCCCAACAAUGGAUACUGGAGCCCAUAUUGCACGCAAGUGUCACAAAUCUCUCACUGACAUUCAGUACGGCCGUGUCAAGCAUGAAUGGUCAGUAGAUAUUGAUGAGUAAUCAUCCGCCUUGUUGGUACUCAGCAGUCAUUUCACUCGAGUUUUCGGUCAGGAUUAUUUGUGCUAGACGUAGAACACUCCAUUUGUCAAUAUGUUUUAACCACUUUCAGAGAUAUGUACUGUUUAACCGUUGCCGGUUCAACGUCAGAGAUGUACAAUUUCAAUUUGCCUCACACUCUUUAUUUACAACGUUUGUAAUCUUUCUUACUAGUGCCUUCCUGGUUGCUGCUGCUGCUGCUGCUGCUGCUGCUGCUGCUGCUGCUGCUGCUGCUGCUGCUGCUGCUGCUGCUGCUGCUGCUGCUGCUGCUGCUGCUGCUGCUGCUGCUGCUGCUGCUGCUGCUGUUCUUUAGGUAGAUAGUCACUGAGAUAGUCACUGAGACAGGCGUACUGUCCUGUGUUCACAGUUCACGGUUACUGGUAACUGCUGUCGUUAUUGAGUAAUCUGCAGAGAAAUAUUUUUGUUUUAGCUAUCAUGCCCCCUGGCUAGUCAUGUGAUCUGGUGUCUACGCUGCCCUUGCUAGCAUUCCAUUCAUUGAGCAUUGAGUAUCAGCCUUUGACCUGAGCACAAGUAAAUCAGCCUAGGUCCAGGGCACUACUGUAGUAGCAGCAUGUGAAAUGCACCUGCUUGUCAAGGUCUUUUCUUGCUUCUUGCUCUGUAAGUAGCUAUUUGCCUUAAAUUUUAAUUUUAGAGCCAGUAUGGUGCAAGUCAUGAUAACGUUACAAUGGUGAUGAUAA
Molecule: messenger RNA, 2047 nt
Organism: Sycon ciliatum
Lineage: Eukaryota; Metazoa; Porifera; Calcarea; Leucosolenida; Sycettidae
Product: branched-chain-amino-acid aminotransferase-like
Exons: 12
Coding region: 141-1313 (390 amino acids)
Biological process (GO): L-leucine biosynthetic process; L-valine biosynthetic process
Cellular component (GO): mitochondrion
Molecular function (GO): branched-chain-amino-acid:2-oxoglutarate transaminase activity
Source: RefSeq, a predicted model, not a curated record